This is a messenger RNA of Sphenostylis stenocarpa, 603 nucleotides long. The record is from the annotation of a GenBank genome assembly. Lineage: Eukaryota; Viridiplantae; Streptophyta; Magnoliopsida; Fabales; Fabaceae.
AUGAACAGAAGUCACGAGUUGUACAUGAAGAGGUCACAGGCUAUACAUGCAGAGGUCACGGGCUGUACAGCCAACUUCACGUGUUCACAACUGAUAGAACUUGAACCAAAGGAUGUAGUUGUAGGACUUAUUCUUUCUUCUCUAGUUACAGCUGAUAAGGAAAGUUAUUGUAAGCGUCUCCUUUCCUUUCAACCAUGUUGUCGUUAUGGCGCCAAACUCUCCUCCGGUGGGCACCUCUCCGGCCGCCAUGGAGCCAAAAAACAGCUCUACGACAACCUCUGCAUGGCCAUCUCAGGCGGCAAGGGUGAACCUUGUGGCUGGAUCUUCAUCGGCGACCAUCAACUUCGGUGUGACCUUGUCCCACCAACACUUUGCUUGAUAUCUUGUCGGAGGAACACCCAGGUAUGGUUCUAUGUCUUCUCUGUCAUGGUUGGAACCUCAAACUUGGUUGGCUGUAUCUUAGGGGCACCGUCAAGUUUGCUGUCAGCUUAUCCCACAAAGAGCUUCGUUCAUAUCUUCUCCCACAGGUAUGGUUCAUAUGUCAUCUUCCAUGGUUGCAACAUGAAACUGGUUCUAAUGGUGUUGUACUCCAUGCAUGGUUGA